UAGUCGUUCCUUAAAUAGAAAAACUUUAUUCUGCAUCAAUUGAUGUUUCGAUUUUCGUCGGUAACACGUACAAAGACGUAAUUCCGUUUAAGAUGCAGCCGUUUACGUAACAGACCGAUGUUGGGCACGAUGGACAACGUGGGACUUUCCAGAAGAAACGAUAAUUCUCUGCCGACGGUCGAAAUUAUAGAAAGGGUUUUUCAGUCGAAUAUGGUCCCGAUGGUAAUUAAAACCGAAGAAAAGCAGCAUAAGGAAGAAAAACUCGUCGAAGAGGACGAAGACUGUGAUUGUCUGGAAUGUGUGAUAAGUCCCACCACCGAUGUAUUGAUAUUAUUCGGUAUGGAUUUUUCUCACAGUCACAAAGGCAAAAAUAAACCGACUCGGCAGGUCUUGAGGGGAUGCGUCAUGUUUUUCGUUCUACUUCAUCUCAUGGCUUUCAUCAGGUCUUUUACCGGAGCCGUCCUCAAGCCCGAAUUUAUGACCUAUUUAAACACCACGCCUACUUUUAGCAAUUUCGGAAAGCAGAUUAUUACAGCUUAUUGCGGAUGGUCGUUCUUCGUUCUCAUCUCCAUUUGCAUCUUCGCCGUGUCAGACAACAAGACCAGCGUCAGAUUAUUUACCAGAUUAUCAGACGAAACCGGUUCUCCCGAAAAUGACGAAAGCCUUAAGGUAAAAUUACUUUAUCUUCAAAAUAAAUUAACUUGCAUCCUUUUGCCCGCCACCGUUAUCUUAAGCGGUAUCGUCAGUGUUUUGGGACUAAUGUCGCUUAUUCCGACAUUCCAAAAGCUGAACGAAAUGAAUGUCGACUUUAUGACGGCGCUUUAUUUAUUCUCCCUGGCUUGUCUGAUUCAGGAAAUGACCCACAGUAUUGGACUGAUUGCCUUUACCGUACAGUUGUUCCUCUUGAUGUUGCUGGCCGUUAGACAAGAAUCUGCCGAACUGUGCGAAGAAUUGGCCAAGUUUGCCGAACUCCGAAUCGACACUUUAGAUUUUCGGUUGGUCCAACGCGAUUGCCAUAAUUUGAGUAGAAUGGCUUAUGCCGUAGAUCAGUUGUUUUCGGUGGUCUUCAGUUUAGCUUCUAUCGCAUUUUUAAUCAUAUUCACUUACAUGCUACGCACCAUCAUUUUUGCUAAUACCUUCAACCGAAUGUUCACGUUUAUAACCUUGGUAUUUUUGUUUAUGCUGGUGACUUUAUGGCUAAUAAUGGCCAUGCUGUCAACGGCCGUUCAGAAACCGUACAAGCAACUGUGUAGAAUUAGCUGCAUUAAUAAAUUAAGUAUUCAAGAUAUGGAAAGACUGCUGUAUUUGAUGAAUAGAAUUGGCGGUCCACCAGUAGGUAUUACGUUGAUGAAAAUUUCGGUGGUGACGAAACCCACAGUACUAAAGGUUUUCAGUUUAGUUGUAUCGAUAUUUGUGUUUCUGUUACAAUGGAGGCAAUUAUCUGUUUCCGAUAAUUCCGUCGAAAUAACUCCCAGCUUAGAAGAUUUUGAAGACCUAGAAUAAUAGAAAAUAAGAAUUCACCAUAACUAAAUGUUUUAUUAUUAAAUUAUUUAAUUAAUUUAAUAAAAUCAACAAUAUAA
This is a messenger RNA of Centruroides sculpturatus (bark scorpion), 1580 nucleotides long. RefSeq lists its product as uncharacterized. The record is from RefSeq and is a predicted model, not a curated record. The coding region runs from base 118 to 1503 and encodes 461 amino acids. The transcript is spliced from 4 exons. Lineage: Eukaryota; Metazoa; Arthropoda; Arachnida; Scorpiones; Buthidae.